Molecule: messenger RNA, 585 nt
Organism: Candidula unifasciata
Lineage: Eukaryota; Metazoa; Mollusca; Gastropoda; Stylommatophora; Geomitridae
Source: the annotation of a GenBank genome assembly
AUGAGCAAGACUUUCAUACUGAAACGAAAUACCUCCAGUGAGGAGAGAAGUGCGCUCCCAACAGCGGAAUUACGGUCGAGGUCACUGUCAAGAAACGGCGGCUAUUACUAUCCUUACGUGAAAUCUGACUUCGGCUUUGAUGGAUCGCCUCUACGCUGCCAGACCCAUGACACUCCCAGGAACAAUUUAUACUACCCAGCAACACAGGAGAACCACUCCAAAGAAUAUGCUGACCGAAAGCAGAAUAAAAGGUCUAGCUCGCAGCGCUACACCAGCCCCGACAAUUACACUGUCAAACGGAAUAGGAGGACCAGUCCCAGCCCGGCCAGUAAAGGCGACCUCAGGAGGAAGAUGGUGUUUGUCCUUCAUGAUGAGAUCAAAAAGUCGCCUUGCACCACAACCCUGGAGGAGAUCACAGACUUGGAUAAGAUCACCGAAAUGUGUAUGACCACUCUACGAUCGAUGAUGGAGCACAAGAAGUACAGAAAAUACCUCCACCACAUGAACAACAACAACUCCCUACCCUGGUACAACUACCUCCUGUGUAUUGGCAGCGUCGGUAGUUUCGACAGCCUCCUUGAGUAG